Molecule: messenger RNA, 568 nt
Organism: Solanum tuberosum (potato)
Lineage: Eukaryota; Viridiplantae; Streptophyta; Magnoliopsida; Solanales; Solanaceae
Product: gibberellin-regulated protein 9-like
Exons: 4
Coding region: 182-493 (103 amino acids)
Source: RefSeq, a predicted model, not a curated record
GCACUCAACUCAAAGCCUGUGAUAUAUUACAAUAAACCAUAUCUUCAUGUGAUCAACUUUCAAAAGGCACAUUAAAUGCCUUUGCCCAAUUGCACAAAAUAUGCCUAUAUAAAACCCUAUCCCUCUUCUCUUCUCAUUUCACUUCCAUUCUUCUAUACAAAAAAAUAAAAAAAAUAAAAACAUGAAGACUUUCACAUUAUUUCUCAUUUUCAUCCUCCUCAUACAGGUUUUAUCCAAUGCUGCUGCUGAACAGAUAGAGGCAGGCAAUGAAGGUGCUCUUCACAAAAAAAUUCACCCAAUUAAGAGGAUACACUGCGGAUACGCAUGUGCGAGGAGAUGCAAGAAGUCGUCAAGAAAGAAGGUGUGCAUGAGGGCAUGCAAGACAUGUUGUGCAAGAUGCAAGUGUGUUCCACCAGGCACUUAUGGAAACAAGGAAGUUUGCCCUUGCUAUGCUAGGCUUAAGACUCAUGGCAACAAACCUAAGUGCCCUUAAUUAAUUAAUAUUUUUUUAAAAUUAAGAAAAAGCAAUGCAUAUUAUUUAUUAAAUAAAUGCUUAGAUUUUAAUUAA